Molecule: messenger RNA, 3387 nt
Organism: Gymnodraco acuticeps
Lineage: Eukaryota; Metazoa; Chordata; Actinopteri; Perciformes; Bathydraconidae
Gene: cblc
Product: Cbl proto-oncogene C, E3 ubiquitin protein ligase
Exons: 12
Coding region: 821-2581 (586 amino acids)
Biological process (GO): negative regulation of epidermal growth factor-activated receptor activity; cell surface receptor signaling pathway
Cellular component (GO): plasma membrane; membrane raft
Molecular function (GO): ubiquitin protein ligase activity; SH3 domain binding; calcium ion binding
Source: RefSeq, a predicted model, not a curated record
AGGGUGCACCAAGAACAGAAAGAGCGAGAACGAAAGAGAGGGGGGGGUGACAGAAGAAAGAAAGAGAGACAAAGAAGAAGCAGCAAAGUUUCAGCCAAUGACAGAGGACAUGUUUUCCGCUGUGUUGUGAGUAGAUGUGUCUGUUCUGUUGACCCUGACAUUGUGGGAGUGCUCUGCCUCUGAGAUGUGAGCAUGAAUAUUGGUAAGUGUGAUAUAGAGAGGGUGAGGAGGGCUGAAAGUGAGAGGGUGGAGAGAGUCAGGAUGGUAGUUGUUGGUAGAACGGUUGAGUAUCAGUGUCACUCCCUUCCUUUGUAGUCAGUUCACUUCUUUAUGCUUGGUGACUUUUGUUGAACUGUUGUGAAAAACCUUUAAAAAGCAGCCUCUAUAUAACAGGACUUGUAUUUUAUUGUGUUUUUCUGAAGACCUGACACAGGAGAAAGAGUCUAAAAAUGGGCUAUUUCUGGAGCAAAUGCUAAGAUUGAAGUGCAUUUUUAGAGAUCCUGUAAUUGUGCGGGCUAGCCAUCGUUGGGUCAUGUAAUGCUAUUGGAUUAUUUUAUGGAUCAAAGAUGGAUGCUGUUUGAAGAGGCUAAGAUGUCUGCUUAUCCAAAGAAGCUGGGACCUCACACGAAUCACCGUAAGGACAUUACAUACCAGCAGAGACACUCAAACACUUGAGUCUGGAUGAUAACUGCUCCUAUUUUUGCUCUUAAACACAUUCAAUAGAGAACAGGAAGACCAUUAUUAUUUAUGAUCACGCCUCCUUACAUGGAGACAGACUGACAUUUAAGGUUGAUUCACAUCACUUCACAACAGAGGAAAGAUGGCGGCAGCAGGUUCUGGAGCUUCCCUGAGCCCCAAAUCUAGCUCCCAGACUCCUACCAGCGGAGACAGGCGGCUGCUGGACAAGACCCUAAAAAGACUUUAUAAACUGGGCGAACUGUGCACUAACCCCCGGCUGGGCCUGAGGAACAGUCCACCAUACCUGCCAGAGCUGGUCUCUGAGACGACAACACUGCUGACUCAGGUCUGGGAGCCCUACAGAGGCCCCAGGGGGCCGGGGGGCCAGGCACCCCGAGGGGACGAGGCCAAAUACCUGAGGGUCCACAUCCGAAACCUGCUGGAUAAGACGGACCGGGCGCUGCUGCUGUUCAAAGAGGGACGGGACAAGAUGUUCGAGGACACGUCCAGCUGCAGGAGGAACUUGACCAAACUGUCCUUGCUGUUCAGUCACAUGCUCUGGGAGCUGAGGGCCAUGUUUCCAGGGGGCAGUUAUCAGGGUGACACCUACAGGGUGACUAAGCCAGAGGCAAAGGAGUUUUGGAUGCGCUCAUUCGGAAACAAGUGUUUUGUGCAGUGGAAAAGCUUCAAAGAGCAGCUGCAGAGUGUGCAUGCAUUUGAGGAAGGGAUGGAGUCCAUGGCUCUGAAAUCAACUAUAGAUCUCACCUGUAAUGACUACAUAUCUGUGUUUGAGUUCGACAUCUUCACCAGACUGUUUCAGCCGUGGAGGUCACUCAUAAGGAACUGGAACCAGCUAGCAGUGACUCACCCCGGCUACAUGGCCUUCCUCACCUAUGACCAGGUUAUAGCUCGUCUGGAACACUACCUGCACAGACCUGGGAGCUAUAUCUUCCGCCUGAGCUGCACAAGAAUGGGUCAGUGGGCUAUUGGUCAUGUGACCAGUGAAGGGGGCAUCAUCCAGACCAUCCCCCAGAAUACACCUCUCUACCAGGCACUCAUUCAGGGCUUCAAGGAAGGAUGCUACCUGUACCCAGAUGGCCGAGAUGUGAACCCCGACCUGACAAGCUUGUGUGAGCCGGCCCACAGGGGCAAAGUCAAAGUUUCAGAAGAGCAGUAUGAGAUUUACUGUGACAUCAGCAGCACCUUCCAGCUGUGUAAGAUCUGCACAGAGAGGGAUAAGGACACUCGUAUCCAGCCCUGUGGACAUCUCCUGUGCCAACCCUGCCUCACAGGCUGGCAGCAGAAGUCGGCUGGCCAGACCUGUCCGUACUGUCGCUGCGACAUCAGAGGAACUGAGUCCAUCCUCGUGGAGCCCUUCCUACCAGGCAGCGGUCAGUGGGGGGAGGCGGGUGAGGAGGACCAGGAGGAGGAGGAGGAGGAGGAGGAGGACCAUGAGGACAUUGAACUGGUGCUAAAGAAAAUGGCUGCCCUGAAGAAGUUCUCAAGUUCGGAUUACCAAGUUCCCCGGUCCCACCUCAGCGUUCCACCUCUGCCCCCUAAAAACUUCACCACCCCAUGCUCUCCAUCUCCCUCCAGCCGACCGCGGACCUCAGAAACCCAGACCCCGGAAAAACAUUCCCACUCAAGUUCACCGGCUCAAAGUGGCAAUGGAGCACGUAGAAGAAACAAACAAGAGAAAAAGAAGAACAGCAGUGCUGAAUAUCUCACAGAAGCAAAGUCCGCAUCUUCCUCUCAGAGGGCUGUCGACAGUGCAGCAGCGUGGCUCGAACCCUCCAGCCCAGUCAAACAGAGACAAAGACACAAAGAGAGGGAGGAACGGAGAGCGGGGCUCAGAGAAGACAAAUGUGACCUGGAAGAGAUGACGAGAAGAAUGUCGUCCUGACAGAAGAGCACCUUUGCAAGAUAAAGACUCUAAAUCAAAGCGAGAAAUACCUGAAAAUCAGCCCUCAGUGAAAGUAAAAAUAGUUUCUGGUGUCAUGUUUAGCUGUAAUGAGUGGGUGGGACUGACAGGAAGAUUUCUCACUGAGGCCUCCUACUGUUCAAUAAUUACACUGCCAUUGUCUCAGCAGUAGGUUCAGCACUUAUUCUUUAUAAUUAAAGCAUUUUAUGAGCCCCCCUUAAAUAAUGGAAAUUAUUGAAAUGCUUGACAUUAUAAUUAUAACCCUAACUCUUAUGAAAAAGGAAGGGGGCUAUCACAUGUCUGGAGAGAGAAAUGUGCUACCUCACUGUUUAACCCAUACCAUGAAUAUGUUCCUUAUAACAGCUUUUAAACCCUCUACUGCAGUGGUUCUCAACUGGUCAGGCCUUGGGACCCACUUUUUCCUUUGUCAAUAAAUCGCGACCCGAAAUUUUGAACCACUCAAAUCUAUUCAACAAAAAAUCAUGCUGUAAUAUAUACGCUUUUCAGCAUUCAUUAUUAAUUAAAGUGAAGUACAGUGCAUAUAUCCCUUCACAGAACAAAAUAAUGCUUUUAAAUAAGAUUAAUGAGAUGAUGGAAUCAAAGCUGAACUAUAUAACAUAUAGUACAUGUGGUACAUGUGGCCUUGGGUUUUCAGCACUGAAUACCCAACCUCAGCAGGGGGGUCUGAGGGGAUUCUCCCUCAGGAGAUUUUUAGAAAUAACAUAACAUAUAAACUACGCAUUCUGGUACACUCUGAAAAUAAAAUAAAUAAAUAUAUUACUACCCGA